This is a messenger RNA of Syngnathus acus (greater pipefish), 1148 nucleotides long. RefSeq names its product arylamine N-acetyltransferase, pineal gland isozyme NAT-10-like. Bases 138 to 1010 code for a protein of 290 amino acids. Gene Ontology annotation, molecular function: acetyltransferase activity. The record is from RefSeq and is a predicted model, not a curated record. The transcript has 2 exons. NCBI's taxonomy places the organism in Eukaryota, Metazoa, Chordata, Actinopteri, Syngnathiformes, Syngnathidae.
UUGGGCGCUUCACCUUGGCCGCGCCCACUGCAACUCUCUCAAUACUUUGUGCAACUAUAAUCAUAUGUACGUACACUGGCGUAAAGUCCAAACUGUAAGUCAAGGAUUCAUGUCAAGUGCUUUUUAUUGCAGCCAAGAUGAACCUUGAGGAGUACUUCCAAAGAAUCGGGUUCCGGGGCACGUAUGACAAAGCCGAUCUCGCCACGCUGAAGCUGAUCCACAAACAGCACAUCAUGUCCAUCCCCUUCGAAAACCUCGACAUACAUUGCGGUGGGAAAAUCGUCAUGAAUCUGGAAGUCAUCUUCGACAAGAUAGUCCGUCAGGGUCGUGGUGGCUGGUGUAUGGAGAACAAUUUCCUGCUGUCCUGGGUGCUCGCAGAAAUGGGCUAUGACGUCGCUGUGUUGGCCGCCAGGGUGUUCAACCGCGCCACUGGUGACUUUUCCACCUUGGAAGCUCACCUCGUUAACAGAGUGGUGAUUGACGGGAAGCCCUACAUAGAAGACGUCAGCUUCGGGGUGUCGUCGCAACUGUGGGAGCCUCUGGAGCUCGUCUCCGGGAAGCUGCAGGUCCAGCCGCCCGGUACGUUCCGUCUCAUGGAUAAAGAAGACUUCUGGAUUCUGGAGAAGACGAACAGGAAGCCGGAGAUUCUCAAUCCGGAGUUCGCCAAUUCUAAUCUGGUAAACAGUCAUCUGAAGAGGAGUUUAUACUGCUUCAACUUGACGCCCCGCACCGCUGAAUAUUUCAUGGACGUCAGCAACAGUCUCCAGACGGACCCUUCCUCGCUGUUCGUAAACAAGUCGAUUUGCUCGCUGCAAACGGCAACAGGCUUCCGGGCCCUGAUCGGCUGGACCUACAGUGAGGUCACCUUCCAGGUCGACCGGGGCGUGGAUGUCUAUGAUAUGAAGGAUGUGCCCGGUGAGGAGAUAGAGAGCCUCCUGAGAGACAAGUUCAACAUCUGUUUGCCUAACAAACUACAGCCUGUGAACAACCAAUUUAAGUACACCCUCUGAAGCAGUGAUUCUCAAACUGGGGUCAGGAGAGCUCAACUCGGGGGUCCACAAAAUAUUUUUUUUUCUUACAAAAAAACCCCAACCCAAAAUAAUAAAGCAGUCACCCCUCUAUAUGGACAAUUAGAAGUUUGAACACUU